Messenger RNA from Fusarium coffeatum, 624 nucleotides. RefSeq lists its product as uncharacterized. Lineage: Eukaryota; Fungi; Ascomycota; Sordariomycetes; Hypocreales; Nectriaceae. Bases 1 to 624 code for a protein of 207 amino acids. Gene Ontology annotation, molecular function: acyltransferase activity, transferring groups other than amino-acyl groups. The transcript has a single exon. The record is from RefSeq and is a predicted model, not a curated record.
AUGACCGGGCCUAUCAGAUUGUUCUCACCUUCGCCUCCCAGCGAAGAGCAGGGGACUAUACUUGUCGUAACUGAACGGCUUAUCAUACGCCGAUAUCGACUCUCGGACGCAGCCGUCAUGGCAAGCGCAGCUAACAACAAAGCCAUUGCUGCCAAUAUGCGCAGCACCUUUCCAUCACCAUAUGGCCUCUCUGAUGCCGAGAAUUUCCUCGCCAACAUGGCAUGCAAGCCAGACGGCACAUCUUACCCAUACCACAACGGCAUCUUUCUCAAAGCUAGUACAGUCGAGAACCCUUCAACAGAGCCGCUCUUCCUUGGUUCCAUGGGCAUCCUACUCAAGAACGAUAUCUAUUUUCGUACCUGGGAGGUUGGCUAUUGGCUUGCAGAGCAAGCUUGGGGCAAAGGCUAUGCAACGGAGGCCACGAAGGCAUUUGUGAAAUGGUGCUUUGAUACGUGGCCUGAGUUGAACAGGAUCGAGGCAACAGCUAUUGGACGGAAUAUUGGGAGUCAGAAUGUGUUGAAGAAGUCUGGUUUCGUGGAGGAGGGCAAUAGAAGAGGUGCUGUUUUCAAGAAUGGUGAGGUCUUGGAUGAGCUCCAAUUUGGACUGUUGAGAAGUGAUUUGUGA